AUGCCGUUCGACCUCAUCACCGGCGACUUCGUCCCCGAGAAGAGCAACAUCUGGCGCGACUGCGUGGACGGAUACCACGACUGGGUCGCGGAGCACCUGAACGAGGGCGCGCCAAUCAACGAAGCCGACCACUGCGGCGACCCCCCGCUCAUCCUCGCGUGCGGCAACGGCCACCUCACCUGCAUCAAGAUGCUAGUCGAGGAGGGUGCGGACCUUCAACAGCGGAACGUGUACCGCGAGACGCCGCUGAUCCGCGCCGCGCACAACGGACACCUCGCGGCCUGCAAGUACCUCCUCGACGAAGGGGCGGACGUGGACGCGAUUGACCUGGGUGACAACACGGCGAUGCACUGGGCGGCCAUGCGGGGCCACGUGGAGAUCGUGCGCCUCCUGCUCGAGCGCGGCGCCGACCGGGGCGCGGUCAACAAGCAGGGCCGCACGCCGGUCGACCUGUGCCAGCCACAGUACUCUAUGUCCUGGAGGUUCACGCGCGAGGUGCUCGGCGCGAAAGCCUAG
Pedinophyceae sp. YPF-701 is the source of this 516-nucleotide messenger RNA. NCBI's taxonomy places the organism in Eukaryota, Viridiplantae, Chlorophyta, Pedinophyceae. The record is from the annotation of a GenBank genome assembly.